GGAGUUCUGCGUAGCAAGUCUCGCCUCGGCGGCAGCCUCGGGGAGCCCGGGAGGUCCCUGCGGGGUUCAGGGCGAGAGGCGAACUCUGGUGCCCCCUCCUCGGGACCUUUUGGGUCAUGCGGCCGGGCUGCCACACUCUGUGCCCUCUUCUCAGGUCUUCCCUUUAACUCUGGGGACCCAGGGCCGCCCUUGGGGACCUUCUCCCAGAGCUGAGACUUAAGAUCCUCCAGGGACUACAUUUUUAAAAAUGCAAUUGGCUUCAAAGGCCGUGAAGAUCCGUUCCUCGCCUGCAACCUCGUGCUGCCGCGACUGCCUUCUUGCCCUUUGUUUAGGCUUCUCCCGGCGCCGGGUUGUCCUUUCCGCCUCCUUUUAAGACUCCUCUUCAACACCGAAGUGUCUCCUCUCCUGGAGAGUCUUCCCCAGACCCCCCAACUCGGAGCCUGCUUUAGACGUCCAUUCUCCUCCCUCCGAGCGCCCUUUGCGUUUCUCCAUCACAUCCCGUAGCUCUCCUCUUUGCGGACUUACUGUGUCCUUCCCACUAGCCUCUAAAGGCCAAGGGGCAGGGACCAUGACCUAUGUGAUUUUCUAUUGUUAGUGCCUUAGCAGCCUCAAAAGAAUUCACACUUUGAAAGUAGGUUUACAGUUGUCCGUAUGGAAAUACAAUACUAAAUAAUAAUACAAGACUAAAAAAAAGAAUUCACACUUUAUAGUUCAAAGGAAAAGUUGAUAGGCUGUUUUCCCACACUAGCUCAGUAAGGCAGAGCAGGUGCUAGUCUCAUUUUGCAAGUGAGGAGAGUGAAUUCAGCAAAGUCGCCCGAUUAAUAAAUAUCAGAAUCAGAACUAAAGCAUGGGCCCUCUGACUCACGUAGGCCCUGCUGCCUUCAUAGCCCAGUCCUCCCGUGCCCCUCACUCAUAUUCUCUGUGAACUUUUGGUGGUGGCUUUGUAAUUCUGAUUGAUGUUACAGUUAUGGACAAAGAAAAUGUCAUUUAUUUUUGUCUAUGACAGAUCUCAUUUCUUCCACGAGCACUCGAUUAUUGAUUGUUAGGAAAAAAUAAUGGAAAUGUUCAAUCAGCUUUAAAGUUUAUCCAAUGCUUAGUUUCUCUUAUACACAAAUAUUUAGGUUCUCAGGUAACUUCUCCUCUGAUUCUCUUCUUGAGAUGGUGUCCUGUAGCUCUCCAAGUGUGGUCUGAGGGAGUCCCUGGGGAUCCCUAACACAUUUUCAUGGACUCUACCAGUCAAACUUUCUUCAUACUCUUAGACGAAGAGUGCCUUUGCCCUGUCUCGCAUGUUACAAUGGUUUCCCAGAGGCCACCUGAUGUGAUAUCACAACGUCACGUGUCAUCACAGUGAACGCAGAAGCAGAUAGGAGAACCCAUCUGCCUGCUAAUAGGCCAGACCUACUACAUAAAUAAAUACCGAUUCGUUUGAGUAGAUUCCUAUUAUUCUCUUUUUUUGUCUCAGGUAUUUUUGGAGUUCAUGGAGCCAGAAGGACCCCCGGACUCAGAGGGUUCAGAAAAAUCAGAACUUUUCUCACAUCAAGAAGAAGAAGUUGAAGAGGAGGAGGAGGAGGAGGGAGAGGAAGAAGAGGAGGAGGAAGAGGAGGAGGAGGAAGAGGAGGAGGAGGAGCAGAAGGGGGCAACAGGCCCUCUUAACCCCCUCCUGCAGCCUGCCCUCACGGGGGACGUCGAAGGCUUACAGGCGAUGUUCGAGGACCCGGACAACCCUCAUUACGACCAGGCCAUGCGGCUCCUGUUGGAAGAAGACAUCGUGGGGAGAAAUUUGCUGUACGCGGCUUGCAUGGCUGGGCAGAGUGAUGUCAUUAGAGCUUUGGCAAAAUACGGCGUGAAUCUGAACGACAACACUGCCAGAGGUUAUACGCUCUUACACUGUGCUGCAGCCUGGGGUCGGCUGGAAACUUUGAAAGUGCUGGUGGAACUGGAUGUUGAUAUAGAAGCUCUGAACUUCCGGCAAGAGAGAGCUCGCGAUGUGGCCGCUCGGUAUGCCCAGACCGAGUGCAUUGAAUUCCUGGACUGGGCAGCUGCAAGACUGGCUCUGAAAAAAUAUAUUAUGAAGGUCUCGGCAACCGUUACAGACUCAGAAAAGGGACCAGGGAGACUCUCAAAAGAAGAUAAGAAUAACAUCCUCAUUGCAUGCCGUAUGAAAAAUGAGUGGUUGGAAACCCAUUUGGAAGCUUCUAUUAAAGAGCUUUUUGAGCAGAAACAACAAUUGGAAGAUAUGGUGACUCCCAUCCUCAUAAAAAUGACUACACCACGUCAAGUGAGAAGUGCCAAAUCUGUAGUCUAAGCCAUGGCCAGAAAAGAAGUCACGACCAUACCUUCACUGAACAUAGAUUUUUAUAAACAGCCACAUUCCCUUCUAGUAUUUGUAAAGGCAAACCUAUCUGUGACGAUCAAAGCUGAGAAAACAGAUGUGGGGUUUUAUAAAAAUGCUUAAGUAUGACAUUGAAUCACCCGUUUUGCUUUACCCUGAUCAGCGUGCUCAGGUCCAGGCUGACCUUGACCCUGCUCCCCCAAGUGCAGUCCCGUGUGAGUUCCACCUGCUCCUUUCAGAAAGCAGUUGGGUGUGAAUCACUCACAAAAGCCACAUGGAAGCUUUAAGAGCUAGUUAGAGAAUCUAAUAAUUUUCUGUGUAAUCGAGGUGGGAAAUGUCCACUCAGUCGGAUAAUUCUAUAAAAAAAGACAUCGUGGCUGUUUCUAGAGGCAAAAUUUGUUCUCCCUCCCUCAAAAGGAAAGCUAUGGGGUGGCAUUCUGGAGCAAGGAAGUAUUAAGAAUAGUUUGGAUCAGGGUCCUCAGCUCAUACAGCUAUUACUUUUUAUGUCCAAAUAAAAAUUUACCUGUAAGGUGGGAUAUAGUUUCUUAGUAAACCUUCUUAUUUGUCUUUAACCUCUUUCUGUCUAAAUUAAUAAACACAGAUCUGUUUAGUUUUAUAUUUAGUUUUCCUUUGUUCUGUAGAUUCGGUAAUACAGAUAUGAUAACUGGACUCUAUGUCGUUUCCCUUCUGUUUUGUUUCAUAUUUUCUAGGUUUUAAAUAUCGUUGUUGGUUUCAUAUUAGUGAUUUUUUUCCCCCUCCUAGUUUAUCUAAAAGCCUCUGAUCUACGACUCUGUGACUGUUUGGAAAAGUUUCACAGAAAGAAAAUAUUUUUUAAAAUCCA
This is a messenger RNA of Miniopterus natalensis, 3173 nucleotides long. RefSeq names its product ankyrin repeat domain 45 (gene ANKRD45). The record is from RefSeq and is a predicted model, not a curated record. Gene Ontology annotation, cellular component: cytoplasm. Lineage: Eukaryota; Metazoa; Chordata; Mammalia; Chiroptera; Miniopteridae. Gene Ontology annotation, molecular function: protein binding.